AUGGCUUGGACAACAAGCAACAUUCUAUCAACUGCAAUGAAUAGAGAAGGAAGAGUUUUAUUUUGGGAUAUUUCAACAGGUAAUCUUUCAUCAAAUUUGCAUACUAUUGACACACGUAGAGCAAUUUCCUCUCUCGUUUGGUCAGGAAAGGAUAUUAUAACAUCAUAUAAGGAGUGUUUUUAUAUUCAAUUGUGGGAUGGUUUUGACCAAUCUCAAAAAAACAAAUAUCAAGCUUGUUUUUUGAAAACACCAAAAAAUACCUAUUUAACAUAUGGUCCAGAAUCUUCCCUACUAAUUGGUGCAUCUUACAAUCAAAUAUUGUGUUGGUCAUGUGAGGAUAAAACAAAGAAAACCAAAAUAAUUGAUUCAUCCUUCUUAAGAAUGUUAAGAUAA
Molecule: messenger RNA, 393 nt
Organism: Naegleria gruberi
Lineage: Eukaryota; Heterolobosea; Eutetramitea; Acrasida; Naegleriidae
Exons: 1
Coding region: 1-393 (130 amino acids)
Molecular function (GO): protein binding
Source: RefSeq, a predicted model, not a curated record